AUGAAUCAAUGGCCACUCUAUAACCUCAAUGAAUUAUCUAAGGAUAAUAUAGACGAUCAUAUCUUUGAACUAUACUCAGAAAACACACCGCCAAACAACCUAGGUUUUAUAGAUAAAUCCAGAAACAAUCUAUUAGUUACAUUACCUCAGUCACAAAUGGAUCUAAAUAUAAAUCAAUCAAUAUCACAAUUAUCUUCCAAAACUUCGAAAAAUAGUACAACGGGGUUUAUAUGCUGGCAAGUAUCUGUAUUGUUUGCUGAUUGGCUCUUGUCAAAAGGUUGUCCCUUUAGGCUCAAUAAAGAAUUGGUGGUUUUGGAGUUAGGUUCAGGAAUUGGUGGAGUCUGUGCAUCUAGUUUACUGUCCAAAGUUGGUAAUUUUAUAGCUACUGACCAGAAACAUAUUUUGAAAUUGCUCAAGGAGAACAUUACGAGUAAUUGUGAGUUUAGAAGUUCAACGAUUGAAGUUUCAAAUAAAUCCUCUACGAUUAUUGACGUGAUUGAAUUUGAUUGGGAGGAAUUGGAGCAAGGAAUGUAUAACUAUGGCAAAGUAUCUGACACAUUACCUAACCUAGUGAUAGCUUGUGAUACAAUUUACAAUGAGUAUUUGAUUACACCUUUCAUUAAUACUUUAAAAACUUUACUUGUUGGUGAUGCAAUUGCGUUGGUGGCUGUUCAAUUGAGAGAUGCUAUAACUUUGGAAAAUUUUGUCACUACUUUGGUUAAUGAUCAAGAGCUAAAAGCUUUUAAUGUACCUAAACAAUGUUUGAGUGAUGAGUUGAGUGUUGGGUUUCAAGUUUAUUGUAUAAAGAAAGCUCUGUAG
Molecule: messenger RNA, 819 nt
Organism: Lodderomyces jiufengensis
Lineage: Eukaryota; Fungi; Ascomycota; Pichiomycetes; Serinales; Debaryomycetaceae
Product: S-adenosylmethionine-dependent methyltransferase
Exons: 1
Coding region: 1-819 (272 amino acids)
Source: RefSeq, a predicted model, not a curated record